AUGCUGCCUGGAAUGAAGUUGGGAAGGGAUGUUGUUACCGGGUUUGAUCGGUUUCUGACAGCAUGGAAAAGUAGUGUGGAUCCUUCUCCGGGUAGCUAUACAUAUCAAAUGGAUCCUCAUGGAUACCCACAGCCAUUUGUUUUUAAAGACUCUUCUAUUGAACUGUUCCGAGAUGGUCCGUGGAAUAGUUACUGGUUCUCUUGGACCCCGUUGUUACCACAUGACACCAGGGCUGAGUUCUUCUUGAAUGACAAAGAGAUGUACUUUACCUAUGAAACGGGUGAUGUCCCUACUAGGAGGACUUUGGAUAUAAAUGGCAACAUUUUGCGUCUUAAUUGGAAUAAUGUUACUAAUACUUGGGAAACAUAUCAUACAAAACCAAAUGAUAAGUGUGACCAUUAUGCAGUCUGUGGCUAA
Chenopodium quinoa (quinoa) is the source of this 417-nucleotide messenger RNA. RefSeq names its product G-type lectin S-receptor-like serine/threonine-protein kinase At4g27290. The transcript has a single exon. NCBI's taxonomy places the organism in Eukaryota, Viridiplantae, Streptophyta, Magnoliopsida, Caryophyllales, Amaranthaceae. The coding region runs from base 1 to 417 and encodes 138 amino acids. Gene Ontology annotation, biological process: recognition of pollen. The record is from RefSeq and is a predicted model, not a curated record.